This is a messenger RNA of Anneissia japonica, 2439 nucleotides long. RefSeq lists its product as uncharacterized. Lineage: Eukaryota; Metazoa; Echinodermata; Crinoidea; Comatulida; Comatulidae. The transcript has 4 exons. Bases 829 to 2439 code for a protein of 536 amino acids. The record is from RefSeq and is a predicted model, not a curated record.
CUUCAAAAUUAAUUAUUUACCUAUUGAAAAAAAAGGACUAGUACAUAAGGUCUAUUGGUUAUUAUUACUUAUUCUUCGAGGAUAAAACAUUUGUGGUUUAUUUUGUGGAAUAUGCUAGGGGCAAGUUUGUUAUAAUAUAAGACACCGGUUAUGAACACUCAUAUCGAUUGUCCCAUUCUUCUAUUGUGGCCUUGUUAACUCGAUAGCAUUGAAAGAGAAACAGUUUUGCUAACAAUUCUUUACGUGCAUACGAAUACUAGAUUUUGAUUAGAAGUAAAGAACGGGGACAUCAUACUUGUGCUCCAUCUUAUUAGCUAUUGAUAUGUUACCCGUCGUAAAUAGCAGCGUGGUAACACUUUACUUCUGUUAUGAGACGUGGCCGAGUUAGGACUAAAUUACUAAUCUACGCUUCAGUUUUACCAAACUUUAAAUUUUGGAAAAUAACUUAGCAGUAAUUCGCUUGUUGAUAUCUCGUCCGGUUGCAAAGUUGUAUGCUAUACAUAUUUUUUUUAUCACUUCAUUACAUGUGAACUCAUAUGUUGAUGUCUUAUCAUGAGGACUGUGUAAAUGAUGAUGUUAUUCAGGUAUUUCUAGCAAAUAAAACAUUUUGAUUAUACUGACGUGAAAUCUACACUUAAGCCGUGUGAUCAGAUUUUAGAAACUUGAGGCGGCGCAAAAACUGUUCAAUCCUAUGGCGAGAGAGCUGCAGUACUACAAGCAGCAAGCAUAUUUUUGGGUCAUUUGCUUGGGAACAGGCAAUAUAACUAGAGAUAGUCUAAAAUCAUUUGGAUUUGCAAGAGUGAUUUUGAAUGAGGUCAGGUAAACACAAUGGAUAUUCAGAAACAGUUACGCUCUAUUAUCAAGGAUUUGGAGAAUUCGUGUCAGUUUUAUAGUAAUGCCGAGACUGGGUGCAGAAGUAGUCCUACAAGAACAAGAAAACGUAAACCCAAGUUACAGGACCGAAAGAGGGUCCCGAACCUAAAUUGUGGGGUAUCUAUAUGUAGAUCAGAACGAGGCCUGAGCAGCAACUUAAGUUUUGGAAAGCUUCAAGAACUUCGAUGCAGAACGAAGUCUGCUUUGAAUCUAAUUAAACAAACAUCUUUUACAUUUGACGAGGUGGUAAGUUGCAACACCCAGCAUAAGUAUCAAGGCACAAUGGAAAAUAUCAGUGUAGAGGACCGCCGAAAGUCUAUCCCAGCAAUUUUCAUUGAGAAAGUAAAGACGACUCGUAGCAGGCGAUCCACAAUACAUUCUUCAGAACAGCGGAGAAGAUCAACUACAAAAUAUGUGGAAAAACGGAAAAAUUCUUCACCAUCAUUUUCUAAACCUCAGAGCAGAAACGACGAGAAUCGUAUUAGUUUAACACCGUCGGUGGAAGCAGACAAUUUUGUUAGCGACAGCAGCCAAGACGAUGAGGUUCUUCCAGAACACUAUUAUGCCUCAAAUAUCAUGGCGAAAUUAAAUGCUUCAACGAAACCCGAGAAGCCAAAACGGAAAAUAUCAUUAUUUCUAAGAAGACCCGUGAUCUUUGAUAGAAAGUGUGUUGCCGAGGAAGAUACUGGCGAAAAUCAUCACUUGGAAAUAGAAGCUAAUCAGAGUAACAAAUCGGAUUCAUACUUGAAAGCAUUUUAUGUUGAGUAUAAGAACGCUGGAAAAAAGAGUCGGAAACUAUCGAGGAGAAAAACCAAGUCUGUAGCUGAAGAAACCCGGAAGCGGUCCAGCACGUAUAAUGCCGAUGAAUACGCACAAUUACAGCAUCAUGGCCGAUCAAAAUCUCUGCCAACCGUCGAACAAUUAAAAGUUCCAGAACCUGUUGCAGAUUUUACGAUGUCGCAUUCAACCAGUAGCAUGAACGGCAGUGUAUCGUUUGAAAGUUUAAGUUCUAGAGAGGGCGGUAGUGUUGAUUCGGAUUACGGAGCUUUUGAUAUCGUGGGUGAGACGAAUACUUCUCGAUUUCCUUGGUUGCGUGACGUCAUGACUCAAUGCGAACCAUUAAGAACGGUUGAGAAGAGCGUUCAGACAGACUCAUUCCUGAUAUGUGAUCACUGUGGAAGGCUAGAGAUGUCCAGAUGCGGAAACGUGGAACGAUUUCGUAAAAACGGACUUUUCGCAUUCCAUCAACAAGCUGGCUUUGAAUACGGCGACGUGGAAUUGAGCAGCAAUAGCACGCCGAAACUUCGUAGAGGUAGAAUAAAACAGAUGGGGUCAAGUACUGAGAAUGGCCUUAAUAUCUACAGGUCGGAUGAAACAAUGUCACCACCGGUGUCACCUUGUCCCUCACCUGUGUCGAAUUUUAAUUUUCCAACCCAGCGAGUAUCAUCAAAUCCAAGAUUAGUUGUUACAGUGGAGUCAGAUUCGGAUUAUUCCUACCACGAGGACACACAAAAAAGAACAUUCGUCAGUAACAAGAAGAAAGAAUUAUGCUUUCGUAUUGUUUGA